GUUUUUGGAAAUACAAAACAAAAAAGUAUUUAUUUUAUGAAAGGAAAAAAAGAAAUGUAAAUACAGAUACAUUAGCGUCGAGGCAAGACCAUGUGCUCACUCACAUGCGGUCUUCUCUUCUCUUCUCAUCUUCCCUUUUUAUGAUUUUCUUUUCCCAUUUUCCUCUGCGUUUGAUUAUCUGAGAGAGAGAGAGAAGAAACUUGUUGAAACAAAAUCAACAACAACUUAUAGAAGACCAAAAAAAGAUUCAUAGGAUCUUUUGCUUGACAAUGAAAGAAGGAAAGGAUGGGUUUGUUCGAGCAGAUCAGAUUGAUCUAAAAAGCUUAGACGAGCAACUAGAGAGACACUUAAGCAGAGCUUUGACUUUAGAGAAGAACAAGAAGAAAGAUGAAGAAGACACAACCGCCGUCGCCAUCGGUGGCUCUGCUUCUUCUUCCCCUGUCACUCUAAACGGCGGCGGAUUUGUUGGCAAGAGGAAACAGAGACUUGAGUGGGAGAUCGAUCCUUCUAAACUUAUCAUCAAGACUGUUCUUGCUCGUGGCACUUUUGGUACCGUUCAUCGUGGUAUCUACGACGGUCAAGAUGUUGCCGUGAAGUUGCUUGAUUGGGGUGAAGAAGGUCAUAGAUCAGAAGCUGAGAUUGUGUCUUUGAGAGCUGAUUUUGCUCAGGAGGUUGCUGUUUGGCAUAAAUUGGAUCAUCCUAAUGUCACCAAGUUUAUAGGAGCAACAAUGGGUGCAUCAGGGUUACAGUUGCAAACAGAGAGUGGUCCAUUAGCUAUGCCAAACAAUAUAUGUUGUGUUGUUGUUGAAUAUCUUCCAGGUGGUGCUUUAAAAUCUUACCUGAUCAAGAACAGAAGAAGAAAACUAACAUUUAAAAUUGUUGUUCAGCUCGCUCUUGAUCUCGCUAGAGGGUUGAGUUACCUUCAUUCGCAGAAGAUUGUUCACCGAGAUGUAAAGACAGAGAAUAUGUUGUUAGACAAAACCCGGACUGUUAAAAUCGCAGAUUUUGGAGUUGCGAGAGUUGAAGCAUCUAACCCUAAUGACAUGACAGGAGAGACUGGCACACUUGGCUACAUGGCGCCUGAGGUUCUCAAUGGAAACCCGUAUAAUCGAAAAUGCGAUGUAUACAGUUUCGGGAUCUGCUUAUGGGAGAUAUAUUGCUGUGACAUGCCAUACCCUGACCUUACUUUCUCUGAGGUCACUUCAGCCGUCGUCCGCCAGGUAUGGUUGAAUAGAUUAAGCAAAGAAAAGUUAAUUUAAUUGAAAUGUGCAUAUUGGUUGUUUCACAAUUAUAUUUUGUUGUAAAUCUUGAGGAAUCACUGAAGUAAAAAAUGUGAUCUAGAGUAGUGUAACCAUUUCAUCAUUUCACUGAAGUAAAAAAUCUAUAUGCAAUAUGCUGCUACAUAUGAUCAAUGCAGAACCUGAGACCCGAUAUACCGAGGUGUUGCCCGAGCGCACUUGCAGCUGUGAUGAAGCGAUGUUGGGAUGCAAAUCCGGACAAGAGACCGGAGAUGGAUGAGGUUGUACCAAUGUUGGAGAGUAUUGACACAACCAAGGGAGGAGGGAUGAUUCCUAACGACCAGCAACAGGGUUGCCUAUGCUUCCGAAGGAAACGUGGUCCUUAAUUCCCAAAGACCAAUCUAAGAUCAUUCAAAACUCAAGAUUCGUGUCCUUGCUUCUUUUCUUUUUCUUUUUAUAAUCCAGAAGGAAAAAAAAUGGGAAGGCUUGUUAGGGAUCUAAUGGUUGCUAAAAUUUACGUAAAGAGUAUGAUUUGGUUUCCAUAUUCUUCAACAUUUCUUGUUUUGCUCUAUUUGUGAGAGUUGCUUAUUAAAUAUUUAUGGUCACGUAUAUCAUCAUCUCUAAUCAUAUAUUUGAUAUAGCUAGUCAAUGGUACAACUGUUCUUUUUGUCUUUAUGGGUUAACCAACUACACUCGACAGGAACAUCCUAUUUGAUAUA
Messenger RNA from Arabidopsis thaliana (thale cress), 1957 nucleotides. Its product is annotated as Protein kinase superfamily protein. Gene Ontology annotation, cellular component: cytosol. NCBI's taxonomy places the organism in Eukaryota, Viridiplantae, Streptophyta, Magnoliopsida, Brassicales, Brassicaceae. Gene Ontology annotation, biological process: regulation of stomatal opening; response to blue light; response to red light. Gene Ontology annotation, molecular function: protein serine kinase activity; protein serine/threonine kinase activity; protein kinase activity. Bases 270 to 1259 code for a protein of 329 amino acids. The transcript has 5 exons. The record is from RefSeq and is marked reviewed.